AUGGAUCGGAGUUCCAGUGCAACAGGCGGGAGCAUCGACCCCGGAGUGGGAAUAUGGACGCACGGUCUGGCCUGUCUCGAGAGCCUCGGCGUUCUCCGGCAAUUGGAGUCGGAAGGAAGGUACAUGGGCGAAGCCGGGUAUAGGGACACCACCGGAAAUUGGCUGGCAAUCCCUACCCGACCCCUCCAAGAGUGGGGCGCGGCACCAAUGCGGCGAGGGGAGCAUUGUUCGGACGAGUCCGGCGGCAAGGGCGAAGACGGUAGGCUAGGCGGCGAAGGGGGGGGAGGAGGCGCGAGUGUACUCUUCGUUCGGGAGUCCAAGCUCAUGGAGAUGUGGUUCGCAACCGUGGAGGACGGGCUCGUCGGCGCCGAUGGGGGCCCCGCGGACAAGGAUCAGCACCCCCCUUCCUGCGGCGGCGAAGGCGAAGGCGAAGGCGAAAGAAAACGUAAGAACAAGAGUUUCUUGCUGGAGACGUUUGGGGGCUGGCACGCGCCGGUGGGCAGCCUUCUCCGCGCCACGGCGGAACGCUCCAUCACGCGGGAGGACGCCAGGGCCAUGAGUCGGCGGGGGCUCCGUGAUAUCACUGCCGCCGCCGGUGCCGCCCGACGGCGAUCUCGAGGAGGAGGAGGAGGAGGAGGCGUUGUGCUUGUCGGGGAUUCGGCGCAUACGCUCGAUCCCGUUCUUGCCCAGGGUGCCGGGGUGGCUCUCGAGGACGCUUUCUUUCUCGCGCAGCACCUGAAAGACUUCAACGGCAGGCAGAACAAGAAGUCGGCCGCUGUGACAGCGGGAGAGGCAGGGGACAGGCUCGAAGAAGCACUCUCGCGGUACGACGAGGAACGCUUGCAGAGGGCUCUUCUGCUGUCCGUCCUCUCGGAUGUGUCUCAGGCCUUGGGGCAGCUUCGACGGCCGGAGUGGCUCGUUCGGGCGCGAGACUCUACCCUCGCUCGAUACAUCCCGGCGGCGCUGAGCUCAAGAAUUUUCGACGGGCUUAUGGCGGCGUCUUUGGCGGGGGGGCUGGCGGGGGGUGCGCGGGCGGCGACGGCGGCUGCUGUUGGUUUCGGCGAGAAGCGGCGGUUUGGUGGCUAUAGGGUGCCGAAGCUGUGGUAGGUUCCCGCUUCUUAACGUUUUACGCGGUGGAACGAUUCUGGCAGCUUCAAGCAUCUUCUAUUCGCCUUAACGCGGAGUUGAUUGACAGGUUCCCGCUUCCCCAGUCUUUGCGUUUUCCGGUGGAACCGUUCUGGCAGCUUUGAGAAUCUUCGAUACGCUUUGACGCCGAAUUGAUGUUGGCGUACUUUGUGAGUCCAGCAGCCUCGUGCACGAAGCGUAAGGUUAAAAGGGGUUGGACUCUUCGACGUAGUACGGUAUUUAGAAUACAUCUAGUAUUUUUUUUUCGCGCUCCAUCGAAAGUGUGACGAGCUUUGCCGCGUUGCGCUUGUCGCAGAAUGAAGUAAGGUAACAGUUAAUCGUUGCACCGUCGAGGAAUGUUUCCCUGGCAAAGAGGCAAGGCCGCACGUCAAGUAGAGACUGCGAGCGGUGGCCAGCUACCGGACGGCGAAGAGAGACUAAUAAUAGUGUCACCAUCAUCGCUGAGUCGAUUCUUGGCACAUCUCAAGGUAGUGACGAUAGAAGAGAAGGAAACCUCGUGUUACAACUGUUUUCCGGGGUGCUGUGAAAAGAAGGGAUCGUCCGUUGGAACGAUUGUACCCUUCACGAACAGGAUCUCCAUAAAGCAGCCCCCCCCUAGAGUCUUCUUGGUUGCUAGGCAAGAAGGCUUCGAAGGGUAACGGGUGACUUAGGGAUGUCAUUUGAAGAAACUGGAGGUUGUCAGUUGUUGGUUUGGUUGCACCCAACCGUUCGGAGACAUGGGUCGCCAGACACGAGGGCGGGUACCGAGAGUCACUUCUAGUUUCUCGCAAACGUCCAAGACGGAUGUGGACUGACUGUGGAACCCUCGUCCAAAUCGAGGUUUGUUUUAUGAGGAGCCAGCCCUCUUGUUGGUCUCCUAACCUCAAUAGAUGUAAGAUCGCAGGUUACACAAACGCGCAUUUAUUGAGGACUGACCUCAAUGAGGAAGUCAUGUCAUCGUCGAGGCCACGCCGCAUUUCUCUCUCUUACACGUUACAAGCGAACGGACCAUAGACGACCUUGAAACUGCCGCAUGGCUAUGUGUCCUACUUUAUUCCACAGCACUAUCCAAAGCAACGUACUAGACAAAGUAGAUCUCUACGGUAGCUUGAACAACAAAAACUCGAUACUGACAUGCCACUACCCUCUUGCCGCUGUGAAUGAUAGCAGCCUCUAAUAUGACAACGCCGUCACAACGUUUUCCUGGAACAUCAAAGACACGAGAAACUUCACAAUUGAACCGACCAGACGAUACAGGUCGAUACUAUACUCCGACUGCAACCUAGCGCGAACGCUUUGGUCCAGACCCAUCUUACACACAUGAAAUAAAACUAGCAAAAAACAGCAGAGGGAUAUGGAUUGUUCCAGCGAAGUCGGGUGACAAACACAUUCAUGUUGCCUCAUGCUUCUCACUACUUAGCCGGCCUAAUCCCUACCGGAAUUUCUACAACAAACAAUACCAGGUACUUCACAAGGACCGCAUCCAUCAAUCAAACUACAAGGACGCCUUAUCCGCGGGGGGCAAGAACUAGCACUACGGGCAUGCACAUCACCACUAUUAUAGGUAAAUACGAACACACUGAACCCAGCAAUCAACAACAUACGAGGACACCGCCUCCGCGCGGCCGUUUGACACACAUGCACUACCAUGAGCACCUACACCACCAUCGCGUUAAACACGAACACGCGCAAACUUUGAAUCCAGCACCAAUCCAAGAAGUGCCUCCGUGUUGCCGUUUGACACUGGCAGGUAUGCAACACCAGCACGGGCAUGGACACCACCAUGUCGUCUGAGACAGAACACACUGAACCCAGCAAUAAAACUUACCAGGACACCGCCUCGGUGCCUUACGAUAUGAAUCACGAUGGUCAUCGACGCUACUGCUGUGGCCUUCAAGACGAACACACACACCGAAUCCUGCAAACCAGGUACCAGGGUACCUCCGUUUGACACGGGCGUGUAAAACCACCAUGGACAUGGGACAUGGACAACACCACCAUGGGGGCAAAGACGAACACAUGACGACUAAACACCUAUGACAAGAACCGUCAGCCCCCAAGUCUCCUUGACGCAUACUCCUAUACAUCGCUACGUCUUUGCCACACGAACAAAGGAGGAGGAUGGAGGAGGGGUCGGAAGAGACCUCCUCCCUUCCCCUCCCCCCCGCCUCCAUAGGAUAGGGAGAACACUCUUAGCAGCAACCCUUGGCGAAGUAGGAAGGAACGAUUGGCCAUCGGUGAUUCGGUCCUGUGGGAACAAUGCUCCGUCCUCUCGAGGACGUGUGGUCAAUGGUCUAACCGCCGCUAAGGCA
Messenger RNA from Ectocarpus siliculosus, 3437 nucleotides. Lineage: Eukaryota; Phaeophyceae; Ectocarpales; Ectocarpaceae. The record is from the annotation of a GenBank genome assembly.